AUGGCCUACACAAAAGACUACUACCAUAUCCUGAGCCUCGACGCACCGGGCUGGCGCCAACCCGCAAACCAAGCCAACAAGACCACAGCAGCAGCAGCAGCAGACCUGCGACGAGCCUACAAAGUAGCACUACUCGCAGCGCAUCCAGACAAGAAGAAACGAGAUGCCAUUCCCACUACGACUCUGACUACAAAGUCGAAGCCCGCAUACACAGUCGACGACGUAAAAGAAGCCUACACGAUACUCGCGGAUCCCAAGACACGAGCGGAAUACAACACUUGGUUCCUUCAUAAUCGGCAUACACUGCGUUUCUCGACUACCCCGACGACGACAACGACGACGACGACGUCUUCAGGGAUAACUCCGCAGGAGCAAGCACAGGCUAUUAUUAGCGAGGACUUCAUUCUUGGUCUUGAACUUGUUGAUUUGAGCGAUUUCGAGGAAGUCCAGCAUGCGGCGGCAGAUGCGAGGGGAGGAAGACAGGGGGUAGAGUGGACGAGGGGGUGUCGGUGUGGAGACGAGAAGGGGUUUCGGAUUGUGGAAGACGAGUUGGAAGAUGCGCAGGUGAGGGGGGAGAAUGAGGUGCUGGUUGGGUGUCAGGGGUGUAGUUUGUGGCUGAGGGUUGGGUUUGAGGUUGAGGAGGAGUGA
Molecule: messenger RNA, 648 nt
Organism: Bipolaris oryzae ATCC 44560
Lineage: Eukaryota; Fungi; Ascomycota; Dothideomycetes; Pleosporales; Pleosporaceae
Exons: 1
Coding region: 1-648 (215 amino acids)
Biological process (GO): protein histidyl modification to diphthamide
Molecular function (GO): metal ion binding
Source: RefSeq, a predicted model, not a curated record